Molecule: messenger RNA, 504 nt
Organism: Elephantulus edwardii (Cape elephant shrew)
Lineage: Eukaryota; Metazoa; Chordata; Mammalia; Macroscelidea; Macroscelididae
Product: histone H2B type 1-O-like
Exons: 2
Coding region: 1-504 (167 amino acids)
Cellular component (GO): nucleosome
Molecular function (GO): protein heterodimerization activity; structural constituent of chromatin; DNA binding
Source: RefSeq, a predicted model, not a curated record
AUGGGGCUUGACUGCGGGCGGGAUUACACACGGCUGCCUAACUGCAAGUUGACCAGUUUAAGAAGAUCGGCGCUUACCGCAGGUGCUCUGGUCCGGCCCAACCCCGGAAGUUGUUACACCAAGCCGGCUGCCGGCUCCGCCCACAAGACUAAAAUAUGUAGAUUUUUAACUCUGUGCAUUCUGUUCUUAGUUGCAAAAGUCCAUUUCCAAAAGGCGGUGACCGUGGCGCAAAAGGACGACAAGAAGCGCGCAAGCGCAGCCCAAGGAGAGCUCUACGUGUACAAGGUGCUGAAGCAGAUCCACCCCGACACUGGCAUCUCCUUUAAGGCCAUAGACAUCACGAACUCCUUUGUGAACGACAUCUUAGAGCGCAUCGCCGGCGAGGCGUCCCGCCUGGCGCAUUACAACAAGCGCUCCACCGUCACGUCGCGUGAGAUCCAGACGGCCGUGUGCCUGCUGCUGCCCGGGGAGCUGGCCAAGCACGCCAUGUCCGAGGGCACCUAG